AUCCCGGCUCAGAGCUGCUGGAGCAGCAUGUGGCCCCCGGGAGCCGGGGCCCAAGAUAUUUGGGCGGAGCCGAUGCUGUAACAAGGUCUGAGCACAAUACCUCCAUCCUCGGAAUGCCCUUAAGUGUCACUUGUCAUCCAAUCAAGGGGGCAUCUGAACCCCUGCUAGGCACCAGGUAUGGCUGUGGAGGAGCCUUGUUUCCAGCCUGGGGGCAUUACACCGCUACAGCAGAUUCUGGCCUCUGGUACAGGAGCUCUCAUUACCUCUUUCUUUGUUACACCACUGGAUGUAGUAAAGAUAAGACUGCAGGCACAGAGAAAGCCCUUCUCUAAAGCGUUGUCUAUAAAGUCUCUACCUUGGACACCUACCCUGCGCCACCCCAAAUGGCGUGGCUUUCUGUACUGCAAUGGACUGAUGGAUCACUUGUUUGUGUGCCAACAUGCCACUGCUUGCAGCACUUUGUACCGAACCCCCACACACUUCCACGGCACAGUGGAUGCAUUUGUGAAGAUCACACGCCAUGAAGGGUUAAAAUCUUUAUGGAGCGGGCUCCCACCCACACUGGUUAUGGCCAUACCUGCUACAAUUAUAUACUUCACAUGCUACGACCAGCUGCGAGAUUUCAUGAGAUACCAACUUGGAUACCAGGGUAGCCACAUACCUCUCAUUGCUGGAGCACUUGCUCGAUUGGGAGCAGUCACAGUUAUCAGCCCUCUGGAGUUGAUCCGAACUAAACAACAGUCUCGCCAGCUGUCUUACAUAGAGCUGAGUGCUUGUCUGCGCUCUGCAGUCUCUCAGGAUGGGUGGCGCUCUCUUUGGAAGGGUUGGGGACCAACUGUGUUAAGAGAUGUCCCAUUUUCUGCUCUGUACUGGUUUAAUUACGAGUUGCUGAAAAGCAGACUGAAUGAAUCCUGUAGUGCCCUAGAGGCGCCAUUCCUGACUAGCUUUACUGCAGGAGCAGUUUCUGGAACUGUCGCUGCUAUUCUCACUUUGCCUUUUGAUGUGGUGAAGACGCAGAGGCAGAUAGAACUUGGUGACAUAGAGACAGGUGUUUCCAGAAAGCAGAGGUCUACAACCUGGGGAGCCAUGCGCAGGAUCAAAGCAGAGUCUGGAACCAGGGGAUUAUUUGCAGGGUUUCUCCCUCGCGUUAUUAAGGUGGCCCCAGCCUGUGCUAUCAUGAUUAGCUCUUAUGAAUUUGGAAAGAACUUCUUCCAACAACAGAACAUGGAGAAGGUGCAGAACCAGUGAUUUAUAACAAACAGAGAAUUGGUCGAGCUAUGCGAUCUGUACUACAAGGUAGUCAUGGUAAAUGCUGUGCUCUAAAACUAGCUGGUCUGGAUUGUGAUGUAGCUAAUAGCACUAAAGAAAAAAAGCUUUGAGUCCUAGCUCUAGAAAACUUCAAUAGGACAUUCUGCCAGUCAAUCACCGAUUUUAUAGAAAUCAGAAAUCACCUGUAAUUCAAACCACGGAACUCCAG
This is a messenger RNA of Bombina bombina (fire-bellied toad), 1477 nucleotides long. RefSeq names its product probable mitochondrial glutathione transporter SLC25A39. Gene Ontology annotation, biological process: mitochondrial transmembrane transport. Bases 178 to 1248 code for a protein of 356 amino acids. The record is from RefSeq and is a predicted model, not a curated record. The transcript has a single exon. NCBI's taxonomy places the organism in Eukaryota, Metazoa, Chordata, Amphibia, Anura, Bombinatoridae.